Molecule: messenger RNA, 4549 nt
Organism: Poecilia reticulata (guppy)
Lineage: Eukaryota; Metazoa; Chordata; Actinopteri; Cyprinodontiformes; Poeciliidae
Gene: hlcs
Product: holocarboxylase synthetase (biotin-(proprionyl-CoA-carboxylase (ATP-hydrolysing)) ligase)
Biological process (GO): protein modification process
Cellular component (GO): cytoplasm
Molecular function (GO): biotin--[biotin carboxyl-carrier protein] ligase activity
Source: RefSeq, a predicted model, not a curated record
AGCUAUUAAAAUGUUGUUUAUGUUCUCUGUUUAAUGCAUUUACGUAAUGUUAUGGUGAUUUCUCAGUUUCUGUAAACCCCUGGCGGUCAUUUUACAACAAUGUAUGGUAUGUUUGUACUGUUAUGUAUUCUGUAUGUCAAUAAAGAUCAAUUUAAAAAAAAGAAGAAGAAGACGUCACCUGCUAAUAAACAACAGAAGAAGAGUAGGCGGACUUUGCUUCGCUUCCUUUCAAGGUUAUGGCGGUAUUACUCCGUUUCUGUGGGCUUAGAGACUAGAUUUGGAUUGAUGUCAUUGAAGGGAAUCAAUAUGAUAGCAAAACUUAAUAGAAAAGCGGCGCAUGGUGGAUAAAAUGUUAAUAACUCUGUGUUACGUCUAUAUGUGGGUCCGUUUUCACAAGUGUUACUCGGUGCUGAUCCGCAACAGUCUGUCCAGGCUGAGAAGCAGGAAGAACAGCCUCUGUCUCACCUUCUGUUCCGGCUCCAGCUCGGGCUCUGCGCCCCCUACAGCACCGCCCCCAGGACUCCACACAGCCGCUCCACAUUCCCAGCAGCUGUUUCCUCCCGAGGAUAAUGUUUUCCUCCAGCUCGGAGACAAGGCCGUCUAUGUCACGGAGGCUCAGGAGUGUGAUGACCUCAGCCAAUGGACUGUUCUUGGAUCCUCUUUAGUUGAUGCUCAACAAAUAGAUAAUAUUUCAUUCAUAAUAGAAGCUGCAGAGAACCAAGUAGGAUAUCCUCCUGCAACAAAUAAGCAAGUGCUGAAGUGGUCUGAUUACUGUUUCCCCCUGGCCUUCAGCCCGGACCAGCCAUUCAGGGCGGUGGCACAGACUAGUCUAGAUAACUUCAGCCGUCUUGGGGUCGCUUUUAUCGAAGAUCGCCUUCAACUGGACAGUGGACUGGUGCCUUCAAAGAUAAUCCCUGUUUUGCUCCAAGAAAGCACUCUCAGUAAGGUGUUGGAACGGCAGUGUCUUGAGAGGCCACAACCUGUGGAGGCGCUCUUACUUUCGUCCACUACUCCUGAGGAGGGCCUCUCCGAGUCAUUCUCUCAGCUGUUGCCUGCUGACCAACAGAAUCUGCACUUCCGAAAAGGUAGUCUCCUGCUACCCCCUGAGGUGAAGAAGAGGCUGCAGGAGCGGCGGGGAUCAGAGCCUCUGCCCAACUCUCAAACUGUUCAUUUGGAAUCCCAUCAUCACCACAUGGAGGGCUAUGGACACCACCUUCAUCUCUCCAGCUGCCAUGAAUGCUUAGAACUGGAGAACAGCACCAUCCUCUCUGUGAAAUAUGCCUCAGCUGAGAACAUUCCAGAUCUACCUGAUGACACCUCUGUGGGGCUGGAUAGUGUGGACGGGUGUCUGGCUGAACUAGAACAUGAUUCUACUGGGUUUUUUGGAAAAGCGCCAAACAUUCUUGUGUACACAGGUGGAUGUGAGGAACGUUUCCAAGCAAUUCAUCAUCUUUUGUUAGACUGCAUAAAUGUGGAAAACAACACUAUUUAUCCCCUCCUGCAAGAACAAGCGCUAAGUGACCCAUGGCUGGACAACACCAGGCUCCUGGUUUUGGCGGAAGAGGAAUCCUUGACUGCUGAGCUUCAGACUCGCUUUCUUACUUACUUAAGCAAGGGUGGGAAGGUGCUAGGGCUGGGUUCCGCUUUGUGCCCGGCAGGUCUCCAUCUGGAAGUUAAGGAAGGACAAUGCCUCCAGUGUAGGAAGUUGAUCUUCACCAGAGAAGACAGCACAGAGCUGGAAGCAACCAUUCUGACAAGUGGAAAGGUCUACAUUCGGGAUCCUCAGGGAGGAGGGGAAGUGGAGCUCUGGGGGGAGCUGAGAAGUGACGUCGCCAACCAGAGAGAAAUGGUUAUUGUCAGGCUAACUCAUGGAGCCGACGGCGGGGAAGCUGUCUUCUGUCAGGUUCAUUUUGACAUUACAUCCUACUCAAAGAAAAUGGAUUCAAAAGAUUUUGAUGAACUGAAGGUCAGCAAUGCACUGCGAUAUGACAUUUUGACAGAAGUCCUUAAUUCCUUGGGAGUCAGCUGUGAACCAAGCCAGACUCCUGCCCCAAGUCCUAUCUACCUGCUGGCCACCUCCCAGGAUGCCAAGGAAAGUUUUCUGAAGUUCCUGCACACACGGGCGGAUGAAGAUGCUAUUGUUCGAUUCUCCAAAGCUUCCUUCAGGGUGGCGUCCAGCCCUGAACCACAUGAAGGUCCCUCGGACUGUCUGUCUUUGGUCACAGAAUCCCAAGAGAUGACCCAAUUUGUUAUGGAGACUUACUGCACAAAUCUGAAGACCAAACAUCUGGGAAACACCCUGCUGUAUGCUGAGGUUACCACUUCUACCAUGAACCUGCUGGAAGGGAUAAUGCUGCACUUACCAAAGAACACUGGUUUGGUAGCAGUAGCUGCUCGACAAACACAAGGAAGAGGCCGAGGCAGAAAUGCUUGGCUCAGCCCACUAGGCUGUGCAAUGUUCACAGUUGGGGUCCAAGUUGAGCUGAACUCCAAGCUUGGUCAAAGAAUUCCUUUCCUGCAACAUUUGGCUGCUUUAGCCAUCGUGGAAGCUGUUCGCACACUUCCUGGAUAUCAGGAAAUAGACCUGAGGGUGAAGUGGCCCAAUGAUAUCUACUACAGUAACCUGAUGAAGCUUGGAGGAGUUCUGGUAACAUCGACUUUUGUAGGAUCAACUUUUCAUCUGCUUAUAGGAUGUGGCUUUAAUGUGACAAACAGCAACCCCACAGUAUGUAUUAAUGACCUGAUCCAGCAGUACAACACUCAGAACGACUGCAGCCUGGAGCCCCUCAGCUGCUCUCAAGUCAUCGCUCUCACUAUGAACUGCCUCGAAACGCUCAUCACCAGUUUCCAGCAAAGAGGCCCAGACGCUGUUCUGCCUACUUACUAUAAAAGAUGGCUUCACAGUGGGACUCAGGUCCGUCUGUGGAGCGAGGAAGGACCAGAAGCGCAGGUGGUUGGUCUGGAUGACAACGGCUUUCUGCAAGUGUGCAGUAAAGAGGAAGGAGUGGUCUCUGUGGAGCCUGAUGGAAACUCGUUUGACAUGUUGAAGAACCUUGUGGUCAUGAAGCAGCGCUAGGAUAAGCUGCUUUUAUUCCUAAUAACGUUCUACUCACUGAAGCAACACCAUCAUUCAGUGUGAAAGAGAAGGUUUGUUUGAGUAAUAUUUGAAAGCCAACAGGUUUUUUUUAGACAUCUGACAAAAUCCAUAUAUGCUCCAGUUAUAUAAUGAAUUUGCUAAACCUUAUUACAUUUGCUUCCUGUUUGGAAGGACUACUUUGUAAACUGUUUUUGUUUUAUGAGUGACCAAAAAUAGUUGAACCAUAACCUGAACUUUCUUAUGGAUAACUGGUGGUGUAUAUAUAUUUUUUUUGUAUUUCAUCAGCUGAAACCUGCAGAAAGAAAUUGGCUUCAACUGACACUGAGCAUUGUCCAAAAAGUUGGUUUUUGAGCAACCUAGUGUUUGAGAACCACAAACACUUCCAGGUUGGGGGGAGGGUAGGUCAUCAAAUUGGAUGUCAUUUUGUGAGAAGUAAAAAUUCUGCCCUCAACUACAUUGCACUUUUGGUGCAAUGUAGCAUCCUGUAAAAGAUGCAAUAAAAACAAUCUCUGUGUCUGAUCCAAUCAUAUAUCCCCUGACAUGAAACGGAGUGAAUGGUUGCUAAAAUACUAGUAUUUUACACAAAUCUGUUGCUACUCCUUAAAGUAUGCUGACUUACAUUUACAGGAACAAGCAGCUUCAUACAGCACUCCACAAUUGCAGGCACCACUUUUGAAAGAAAGUGGUGCCUGCAAAAGAAAAUGUUAUUUACGGUGCCUUGUUAAUCCUUGUUCUGAUCUCUAUUAUUACUCUUACUGUAGAAAAGAACUUCAGAUAAGUUGUUCCUCUCUUACAGUCACUGCCUGCACUAUGAUGAUCAGCACACAUCUGUGCAUGAUGAGUUUUCCAUUUUUUUUUUUUUACAAAAGUGAGCACUUCCCUUCCUCGUUAUGGGAACAUGAAGUAAUGGAUUAAGUAAUCCAUUACUUUUAUUUUAUUUUGAACACUGAAAAAUAACUUUUAAUUAAAAAUAACCUUUAAUUUAAACCAACAUUUAAAUUCUUUUAUUUUGAACACUGAACAUCAAAAGGAACACAAACCUUUAAAGACUUAGGUAAAUAUUUAUUACACAGCAGCCAGAGAAUAUCAUAAUUUGAUAUUCUCUGGCUGCUUUCAGCCAUUUCAAUAUUUUGACAUACAAGCAUUAAAACAUUUUAGAUAUUUGGAUCAACUUACAAAAAGUAAAAAAUACCUACAAAAAUGUCACAUUUAUAUCUUUAAAGACUAUGCCACUAUUGUGGGAAUUUUAAAAUGGUUAUUUCUAAAUGCUUUUCCCUUUGAACAAAAUAAACACAAUUAAAUGACAUGUUUACCUGGGGUCCCAGUCAUUUGUUGGCCGACAAUACAAAUAUUGUCUGGGUCACUGUCUCGUCUGUUACUGUUGCACAGUAACAAUAAAUAAUGCAGCAUGUGCUGUGAUGACCAAAAGCUGAAUAAAGGUUUUUCAGAUAA